Molecule: messenger RNA, 822 nt
Organism: Bombus huntii
Lineage: Eukaryota; Metazoa; Arthropoda; Insecta; Hymenoptera; Apidae
Product: coiled-coil domain-containing protein 103
Exons: 3
Coding region: 72-803 (243 amino acids)
Biological process (GO): epithelial cilium movement involved in extracellular fluid movement; determination of left/right symmetry; inner dynein arm assembly
Cellular component (GO): outer dynein arm
Source: RefSeq, a predicted model, not a curated record
GUUAGCUUCUUGUUUUGUCUAUCGUGCUGUCUAAAGGACGGAAUAUUUUUAAAGUUUCCUACUCUGUACAAAUGAGCAAAUUAAGAUCACCCAUAAAUUAUAAAAAUAUGGAAUUAGAACUUCUACAGGCUCUUAGUGCGGAUAAGCUAUACAAAUUACAGAAUGAUGCUAAACUCAGAGCAAUAGAACAGAAUGUGCCUACGUAUGAAGAUUUUAGACAACUGGUGAAUGCUGCUCAUCUAAAACCUUUAAAAUGUGACGAUGUAAAAUCUAAAAUAAAGAGAUGUUGGAAUCCCAUUGUUCAUAUUGAUAAUUCGAAUGUGGUAAUGCCAUUUGAAAAACAAGAAAUACAACAACAACAAUCCGAAGAUCGUUUAAAAUUAUGGAGUAAGAGUGAUAAUAUUUCUGCAAAUGAAAUACCCACCACAUAUGUAAAAUUUAUACAAGUUUGGAAAACUAUUAAAGGGCAUAAAGAAAAAUUUCAUUAUCUCAAAAUGUCCAGAUAUACUCUACGGGAGAAAAUUUUUUGCACAGAAAUUUCUCCAUCGUUGUUCGUCGAAAUAAUCGACAUAUGCUUUCGAAAUAUUUCGAUUGCGGAUAAUAUAGAGUUUAUUGUUGACAUUUUGUGUACUUUGAGUAAAUGCAAUAGAUUUCAUUUAACAGUAAGUUUUAUGGGACAAAACGAAAAAGAAAUGUGUACGCAGCUCUUUCGAAAUCUACUUAUCAACGCGGUAUAUCAAGACGAGAUUUUUAAGGAGACGAUUAAAUCAUUAGCAUUGCUUUACGAAGUCGUACUUGAGUAAUAAAUUUUAACGAGAGAGA